Ruditapes philippinarum (Manila clam) is the source of this 14134-nucleotide messenger RNA. Its product is annotated as fibrocystin-L-like. The coding region runs from base 163 to 13827 and encodes 4554 amino acids. The record is from RefSeq and is a predicted model, not a curated record. Lineage: Eukaryota; Metazoa; Mollusca; Bivalvia; Venerida; Veneridae. The transcript has 58 exons.
AUUUCAUCAGAAGUGACGUCAUCAUUUAUGACGCAGAACAAGUAAUGGCGGAAAUAAAUCAGGAUAAAAAAAUGCAAUUCUUUUCAAGAAUUUCUGGAUUGUGAGCACUGAAGGAAUUUAGAGUUUCCUGGCGCAAAUUAAAACAGCCAUAUUCAAUAAAGGAUGGGUGCUAGGACAGGAGGAAUAGUUUUGACUGUAUUGAAAAUUUGUUCGUGGAUUUUUACAGCUAUCAUUUCAACAUGUGAAAGUUCUAAAGUGUAUAAAGUGGAUCAUUAUAGUGGAAGUUUAGGUGGAGAAUCAAGGCUUACUUUAAUUGGGAAAGGGUUUUCAACAGACCAUUUUAGACAGUAUGAGGACCCUAAUGCUGGGAACAGGGUGUACCUUGUCAGUAAGUCGGGCAUUCAAUACAAUUGCCCGGUAGAUAAUUAUGCCACAUCAGUAACACGACUCUUCUGUCAUACUCCAGAAGGCAUGAAAGAGGAGGAUCAUUAUAUCAGAGUCGUUGUCGACGGAGUUCCUAGCCAAAUAUGUCAGGGUAAAGACAAGUCUGUUUUUUGCAGUCACAGGCCAAGUAGAGCAGUUACACCAACUAUCACCAAACUCUCUGUCCGUUCUGGAAGACCAGGUGAGAUUAUUCAAAUGGAUGGAAAAAUUUUUACUAAUAAAUACGGCAGCAGCAUGACGGGUAAUACUAAGUUACUAAGGGCGUAUGUUGGACCUCGAGAGUGUGACGUGAAGAACAAUGAUAAAUUCUAUGGCUAUCAACUUAAUAGGCUUUCUACAGAUGGAAGCAUGAAAUGUAAAACUCAAGGUUCAUCUGUCGGAUUUUUCAACGUAACUUACGUUCUUUCAUUUGCUUAUGGAAGAUCAAUGGCUGAUGCUGAUUUGUAUCGUGUAUCUUAUACUGAUGAAAUUUAUAUGUAUCAAACAUAUACAGACAUUACCAAUAUAAGUCAUUCAGUUGGCAGUAAGGCUGGAGGUCUGACACUUACUAUUUACGGAAAUUAUUUUGAUGAGAGAGCACCUUAUUCCAAAUCGAGGGCUUAUGUAGGAGACACUGUUUGUGACGUCAAAAAUGUCGUUAACGAUGAAUAUGUAGAAUGUAUUGUGGCUGCAGACCCACAAUAUACAGCAUCUAAAUUUGAGGGCAACAGGGGUGUCAAUUUCGAGUACUGGAAAUCCACAUUAAAAGGAGAAAAUGACCUUGACAUUAUUUUGUCCCUCGGUAGCUCCGAUCCCGGCUACAAGUCAACAACGCUCGAUGAAACGUAUUUUGACAGUAAAAAUGAUGACAAUAUAUAUGAUGCACACGCAAGCAGAAUGACAACAUACUUUCGACCACCCCACACUGGAGAAUACCAAUUCCAACUUCUUGCAAAAAGUGGAGCUAGGCUAUAUGUUGAUGGGAUGGAAACUGUUACAUCUAUAAGUACUUGGGAAUCGUCUGAUCGAAUGAUGUUAAAUGAAACAAGAAGAUAUUUACUGGAAAUUACUCACUAUGCCAGUGCUUCCAAAUCCAAUAUAAACUUGCGGGCCAAGUUCUUUAACACAAAAUUCACUAAGGCCUGGACGUCAAAGGCUGUGCAAGAAACUCAAACUAUCAAGAUAACUUCAACUUUGAAAAAAGAAGAACAGCAACUGUCAUUUAAGUGGUUCACAGGUCAAAACCACACCCAAGAAGUUCAGAAAGUUGAAAUUACGCAAGGAGACACUUUUAGACUUGGAUUAUUUGGAGUAUUCACCGAACCAUUGAUGACGACAAUGGAAGACUCCAUGAUACAAACAGCUCUUGGAUCCUUGCCAAUAUGGGGAGCGGACGAGUCCAUUCUUGUUGAAAGAUAUUCAUCUGACCCACCCUCAUAUAAGCUUACAUUUCAGUCAAGGAGAGGUGACUUUCCAAAGGUUGAUGUGAGGGAAGUAGCCAACAGCUCUGGAGUAGAAUAUAUUGUGACAGAGCAGACUAAAGGAGUUCCAGAUUUAGACAUGGUCGCCCUCAAAUUUGAAGGCAUUGUUUCGGAACCAUUCUCUGUAGCUUCACUUGAUACUGUAAUGAUUAAAAGGGUAGUCGAGGGAAUGUUUUCAGCCAAGUGUCCAAUUGUGUUUAGCAGUCCAAGUAAGAUGGCAUAUUAUCAGAAUUUUGAAAGACAAACUUCAGCAUUCUCAGGAACAGUUGUUAUGGACACUGAACCAUUCUGUGGGCGAUCUGUUCUCAAAAACCCAUCUCGUAUUUUCAGAGGGAUAUACUCUACAAAAGUUCCAAUAAUGCUGUCAACGUUUGGAACGAUCUGCUUUGCAUACAAAGGGAUUUUGGUGAACAUCAUCGGUGCAAGGUAUAUAUACAAAUACUCUGCAAACAAUAUUAUUGGAAGCCGAACGUCGGAGUUCAAGUACGAUUUCCAGACAGAAUCGACAACAGGAUCAAAUAGGUGGUACUACACAUGUAUUGACAUGUAUGCCAUGGUUGUUGCUGCCGUUCCUUCAUCAAGUGAACAGCGUCUAACGGAGGCAUGGGUUAUGAAAGCUAGCAGUCAGGAUGUUUAUAUUGACUCUCUUUUCAUCGGACGUGGCCCAACAACUGAUGAUACAGAGGCAUAUUUACAAAGAUUGAAACCAGCUUUGCCAAAAAUCAAUGUCGUUGGCAGGAAUCCUUUGUCUUUUGUGCAUUAUGUAUCUGUUGCUACAGUUUCUGCUGACACAUAUAAAAUAAAUCUUACACCAUUGGACAUGGGCUUCAACUUCCCGCUGUUUGAACUUGCAAAUGCAGGAGUUACUUCAGGUGUGGCAAGUAGUUCUAGUACCAAUGUGGCCAUGGCCUUAGAUAAUGGUGGUGGAUCUGGGGUUCUCAUGGUGACCAGGAUUUCACAGGCAUCACCACCGGUGAAUGGACUUGUUGAGUUGUCUCUUAAUGGACUUGGGUUGCAGAAGGAUAUAGAAAUUUCUCAACCAGCAGCGAAUUUCCAAAGGGAACUAGAGUCAAUUCAAGGCAUGGGAUCUGUAAAUGUAGUCAAGAAGGGUGAUGGUGCAAACUUUGAAUUGACUAUUACAUUUCUUUCACUACCAGGAGAUCUUCCACCUAUGACGGUUUUGUACGACCGUGUCCUAGGAAAAGAUGUUCAAAUAAUUGUUGAAACAAAGGUAGACGGAGGCUUGUUCUAUGAUCCACUUACAGGCGAUAUGGUAUCGACGGUGCACAGCUCGCCUCAGGUUAGACUUUUCAUCAACGAUAUACCCACGGCUUGUACUGAUGACUGCUCGUUCAACUGGGAUUCAUCCUCCACGCCAACUAUUUCCGGUAUCAGCCCACAAUCAGGAUCAUCAUCAAUAUCUACGACUGCUUUUAUUACUGGGACAGGAUUCAGUACUGUCAUAAGCAAUAACCAGGUGAUAAUAGGAGGAGUUGAAUGUACAGUAACUGGUUCAUUGGCGACUAUUAUCACGUGCGAUGUCGGUAACGGGCCAGUGGGACCACAUUCUGUAGUCGUGACAGUUGAUGGUAAAGGUAACCCUGAAGGUAGCGUUCAGUUUACUUACACAGCAGGUAUAUCAUCAUUGGCCCCUACGUCAGGAAGUCUUGGAGGUGGUGGGAAACUAACAAUCAGUGGUUUUGGUUUCAAAAACGGUGCGAAUGUAACAAUCAACUCCAAGAAUUGUCUUGUUGUCUCAAUACAAGCAGAUGCAAUUGUGUGUUUGGUACCACAAUCGACAUCUGCCGGUACUUACGAUGUGGUCGUUGAUCAGGAGUCUUCUUCAUUAAGUUAUUCUGGAUAUACAUACAAUUCUGGACUGACCGCUUUAGUAAGCAGCAUUGUGCCAUCAACAAUAGAUGUGACAGGUGAAAAUAUAAUUAUAUCUGGGUCAUCAUUUUCUCCAAGCAAAGGUUCUGUAUUUGUUGGCUCAGUUGAAGCAGCCGUUACAUCUUGGUCGGAUAGUCAAAUCGUGAUAUCUGUUCAUGAUGUACUCCCAGGCAUUCAACAGCUCAGAAUAGAAGCUCCAAAUGGAUAUGCAGUAAAAGCGAACACCUUUGAGUUACCAACAGUGAAUGUUGAUUUGAAAAUAACAAAUGUUUACCCUCUACAAGGUUCAUUGUUAGGUGGAACGAAAUUGACAAUAACCGGAUCUGGAUUCGGAACUGACGAUAAUGCUGUGGUUGUGAAGAUUGGGGAUGUCAAUUGUGAAAUCUUGUCUUUAACCAACACUCAGAUACUCUGUCAAAUUGAAGAUUUAAGAAAAAUCCACCAAGUAACAAACAUGGGCGUUGAUCCAGAUUUUGGUGUUUAUUACGCCUAUGACAAACCAUUUAUUACUAUUAACGAGGGAGAUUUUGUUAACUGGUCGUGGAAAACGGCAGCUUUUGUCACUGAUGUCACUCAUUCUGUAACGGAAAUAGAAAAUCCCGGUUUUUUGGUUGCUAAGAAAGGUGGAUUUAGUAGUGGCAGUCCCAGCAGAGAUGGCAGCUUUAGGCAUCAGUUUGUGAAGGCUGGACUUUACUAUGUAUGGAGCGGCAUGGUCAGCAUUUAUAAUAACAAAUAUUAUAUUGGCCAAAUCAAAGUUGUCCCUGCAAUAACAACUUACCAAAGAGUCAAUGUUAUAUUAGGAAAGGCAUGGGCAUUGAGUUACAGGGGAGGUUCUUCAAAUCCAAUAGAUGGGUCUAAUUGUCAGUCUGUUACAUCAGGCAAACAAUCCUGUUCUGACAACAAGUUGGAUUGGUAUGAUCUUGACAAGUUCAUCUUCACCUUCUGGACAUGUAGCACACCUGUUGUAAACUCGAUCAAUGUUAACAGUGGAACAACAAAGACAGAUAUAGUUAUAACUGGUGAAGGAUUUUCUAAUACAGAAUGCCAGAAUGAGGUCAGUUUUGGUGGCAUCCCUUGCAUUGUGAAAUCAUCUUCUGAAGACACUCUUACAUGUAAUUUGGAAAAUUCAGGAGAACCUGAAUUAGGAAUACUACAUCAGAUAGAUAUGAGGGUACACAAUCGAGGAAAAGCGCGUAUUAAUAUCGUAAAGCCCAAAGAUCGAGGUUUUGCCGUAAUACCAAAUAUUGAACAAAUAACACCAACAUCUGGUUCAUUGGCUGGUGGCGCCCUUUUAACAGUCUCCGGUUAUGGAUUUGGAGAAUCGCCAAUGGUUGAAGUAGAUGGAUACCAGUGCAAAAUCAUCACAAAUACUUAUAAGGAAAUCGUGUGUGAAACUCCAAGACAUACAAUUGAAGGUGAAAAACAUGUCACAGUGGAAGCAUUUGUAAAUGGUGCAUCCCAUCCUGCAAAAUGUGAAACAUAUUUGAAGAAGUGCCGAUUCUUAUAUGCUCGCUUAUAUACAUCGACUGUGUCUUCUAUUUCACCAUCAUCCAUGUCUGGAGCAACUUCAUUCACAAUCAAUGGAACAGCUCUUGGUACAAAUAUUGGAGAAGUCAGUGUCUCAAUUGGUAAUGUUAUAGGAACUGUAACUUCAGUAGAUGUAACAGUUCUUGUUGUAGAUGUUAACAACAUCCCUGCAGGUGACAAUGAUGUAUUUGUUUAUGUUAAAGAUUAUGGUAAAGCUUCUGGAAGGUUGUCAGUAUUUGGAAAUCUUAUGAUAAGUCAAAUUUCUCCGUCUUCUGGGAGUAUUUAUGGUAACACUAAAAUUACAAUUCAAGGAAAUGGCUUUUUUAAUACAGCAUCUGUUACUAUCGGUGGGGCUGCAUGUGACAUAGAGUCUAUAUCUCUUUCUGUUGUGAUAUGUGUAACUAAAGCCCAUGCUGCUGGGUCUACCACUGUUGUCGUGACAUCAAACAGCAUAUCUGAGUCUUCGAUAUACACCUACGCAGCCAGCUCAACACCGACUAUUACAUCUUUAAACCCUACCUUCGGAGUUGCCGGGCAGACAUUGACCAUUACUGGAUCAAACUUGAGUGGAGGCAAUGUUGCUGUCACAAUUGGACAGUCUAGUUGUGACUACAUCUCUGGUAAUGCAGGAGAAAUCAAGUGCACUAUAGGGGAUCAUCCAACUGGAAUGGCUAAUGUCCUUGCACAUGUUGCAAAACUUGGAUAUUCAAACUCAAACAUUCAAUUUGAAUACCAGCUUAGUAUCGAUAGCAUACACCCUAUCCGAGGAGGUAAAACAGGUCGUCAAAUUGUGGUCAUAGCGGGAACAGGGUUUGAUGAUUCAGCUGUUGUUACAAUUUGUGGAGAGACUUGCCAACAAACUCUCGUAACAACAUCAUCGUACACAUGUAAAACACCGGCAAGCUUAGAGGAAAGAUCUUGCGAUGUAUCCAUAACUUUAAAUGGCUUGACAAAAACUCUUUCAAAUGCUUAUACAUACGUUUCAACCCUCACAUCCUAUAUACAAAAUGUGAGUCCAAGAAGAGGGGGUACUGAAGGUGGUACAAUGUUGACCAUCACUGGGUCAUAUUUUGGGACUGUUCCGGGAAAUGUUAAAGUUGAGAUUGAUGGUACUGUUUGUGUUGUGUCUAGUGUUGUUGAUACUGAAAUAGAAUGUGUGACAGGGCCCCACAGAGGUUCUAUUAACACUAAAGUGGAUGUUGAGGUGUCAGGAAACGGAAUUGCUGGAGAGAGGCAAAAUGGAGAUGCUGAUUUCCUAUAUAUUGAUGUAUGGUCUUCAUUAUUUACAUGGGGCGGCGGCCCUCUGCCACAAGCUGGCGAAUCUGUUAUUGUAUCUGCUGGUAUGACAUUACUGCUGGACAUGGAUACACCUGUACUAUCGUUCCUGUUUAUUCAAGGAGGUCAACUUAUUUUUGAUGAGAAGAAUAUAGAACUGCAGGCAAACAUCAUUAUGAUAACAGACGGAGGACUAUUACGAGUAGGUACUAAAGACAAACCGUUCGAGCACAAGGCUAUUAUAACAUUACAUGGGCACCACAAAAGUAAAGAACUCCCAGUUUAUGGUACCAAAGUUCUGGCUGUAAGGAACGGUACUUUAGACUUACAUGGUAAAGAGGUUCCGCUAACCUGGACACGCCUCGCAUCUUCAUCUGCAAGUGGCUCCAACACUCUUGAGCUGGUUGACCCCGUCGAGUGGAAUGUUGGUGAUGAAAUAGUCAUUGCUUCCACUGGUCAUCGUCAAAGCCAGAAAGAAAAUGAAAAGAAGAGAAUUACCGCUAUAUCCCAAAACAAACAAACUUUGACUCUUGACUCGGCUCUUGAAUCAGAGCAUGUAGGUGUUGAGGAAACAUUUGAUGGUACACUUGUAGAAAUGAGAGGGGAAGUAGGACUUCUAACGCAUAAUGUAGUUGUCCGCGGUAACCAAGAUCCUCACUGGCAAGACGAAAUUAAAGCUUGUCCAGCUGGAUUUAACAUGGGUGAGUUCGCAACUCAGACUUGCUUCCAAGGAAGGUUUGGUGACGAGAUAGGUAGUAGUCAGUUUGGAGCUACAAUCCUUGUACAUGCACCAGUACAUGAUACACAUGAGGCACAAGCUCACAUUUCAUAUGUAGAAGUCACAUUUGCUGGACAAGCUUUUAGACUAGGACGCCAUCCUAUACAUUUCCAUUUGAAUGGUGAUAUGUCAACAAGCUAUGUUAGAGGAUGUAGUAUUCAUAAAACAUUCAACAGGGCUGUUAAUAUUCAUGGCACGCACAAUACAUUGGUAGAAAAAACUGUCAUUUAUGAUAUAAUGGGAGGGGGAUUUUUUUUAGAAGAUGGUAUUGAGACAGGAAACACCUUGCAAUAUAACUUAGCUGUUUUUGUGAUUGGAAGUUUAAGCUUAUUGAAUGAUGACGUGACUCCUGCCUCUUACUGGAUUACAAAUCCAUACAAUACAAUCCAACAUAAUGCUGCAGCAGGGGGAACCCAUUUUGGCUACUGGUACAUAAUGUAUAAAAAUCCGAUCGGUGCAUCAUAUGAUUUGAGUGUGUGCCCAAAAACCCAGCCAUUGGGUAUCUUUAAAAAAAACUCUGCACAUUCAUUUGGCAGGUUUGGAUUAUGGAUUUUUGAAAGUUACUAUCCGGUACAGGAUGGAUGUUUAGGCAAGUUGGUAGAACCAGCUGUGUUUGAAAGUUUCUUUGCUUGGAAUAAUGAUAAAGGUGCAGAAUCAGCUUGGACUGGUGCUUUGCAAUUUGUUGACUUUGUCCUUGUUCAAAACAGACUUGCUGGGUAUGAAAGUAAAAGUAUUGCUCAAGUUCCUAGAUAUAUGGAUGAUUCUCCCAUGGUAAAGGAUAGUUUAAUCAUUGGUAAAACCAGUAUCCAUCCAAAUGACUUUCAAGGAUGUACAGUAUAUGCUAUUAUAUUUCCGAUGGGUCAUGGAUUUAGAGUAGUAAACACAAGAUUUGUUAAUUUUGCAGAAAAUUGCUAUGUGUUUGGCUUUGCAAAAAUAGACCUUACUUGUACUUUAGGAUGUGGGGGAUUUACUUAUUACAUUGAGUCUCUAAAAUAUGUAAAUGCUCCAAAGAAAGCUUCUUAUGGUUGGGAGUGGGAAGGUAUCAUUUUCGAUAAAGAUGGAACAACUACUGGAAAAUCUGGAAAAUGGACGAUAUUGCCUACAUCUGCAACUAUUCCAUCUGACUGUGAGGCAGCUUCAGAGUUCAGUUUUGGAUUACCUGGAAGUAUGUGCCCACCACAAUAUAAGUGGCAUAGAUUCGCCUUUUACCUCAUGAGUCCAAAUUACCUUCAGUAUGAUGAUUUUACAUUUGCAAAUCAAUAUGGCAUUAGCUCUGUGCCCUAUCGAGAGAAAAGAGUAACCACUGACUUUGGGUGGUCGUGUGUUCUCUUAAGUGGCGCUACCUACAAGUUUGAUUUUAACAAUGGAGCUAAAGUUGGCAAUCUCAGAUUUGAAGGUCAUUUUGAAAACUUUGGGCCUGAGGACUAUAUCUUUGUUGAACUGGGUGUGUUAAAAGCCCCAGAUAGAUUCACAAUUGAUCAUGGAAAAACAUUUAUUGAUGCCACAGUUGGUGGCAUUGAUCCAUUAGCAGCAAAGGAUGGUGACUGGGAAUGGGACAAUGCAAAUCGCAAAAUUAAGUUUAUUGUGAGUGGAAGACAUCGUACCCAAAAAUCUGUUGUAGACAAUGUGUAUUAUUUUCACUUUUACAAAUGUCAAUAUGACAACUGUGUAACUCCACCGGACCCGUGUACGGUACCUCCGGCACCUACCAGACCCCUGAAUUACGAUUAUUGGCAUGAGGAGUUAAUAUGGGAACUAAAAGAAGAUGGUUAUGUAACAAAUGAUGUUGUUACUGGAACACAAGUACCGCAGGAUUACGACAAUGUCCGGAUACUUAUACACACUUGGGUUAUGGUGAACUUGACAUCCAUUAAUAAGAUUGGCAUACUGUUAAUAGAGGGCGUUCUAGAAUUGGCCGAUCAUCCAUCAGCUCAGUAUGUUAUAGAAGCUGAUUUCAUCGUUAUAAAAUGUGGGCGUUUAAUUGUCGGAUGGCCAAAUGAUCCAUUUGAUGGAAUUGCUUCUAUCAUUCUUCACGGGAAUGAUUCAUCGCCUUAUUAUAGUACUGGCGGUGAAACAACACUCGGUUCAAAGGCAAUUGGGGUGUUUGGAGGACUGGAUCUGUUCGGGAAAGAUGUAGGAACAACUUGGACUGAACUUGCAGCUACUGUUAAUGCUGGCUCUAAUACAAUUACAUUAAAAGAACAAGUACAGUGGUCAGUUGAUGAUGAAAUCGUUGUCGGUUCCACCAGCUUUAAUGCCUGGCAGACUGAAUCUUUUAAAAUCACUGCCAUUGCCUCAGACACUGUAACUUUGACUUUAAACGAGACUUUGAAAUACAAACAUAUAGCUCAUAAGGAAACCCUUGCCAAUGGUUUGGUUAUAUCAAUGGGAGCUGCUGUUGGUCUUCUAUCACAUAAUAUUAAAAUCAUUGGUGAAGAUUAUGACAAACUGUACACAGAAUCAUAUGGGGCUCGAGUCUUAGUUGGUCUUGUCAAAGGAGGAAAAACACACACAGGAUAUGCAAGAUUGUCUAAUGUGGAGUUUUAUCACACUGGACAAGAAGGUUAUACUGACGAGUAUGACCCUAGGUUUUCAGUUGCGUUUGUGGCAGUGGGGACAGUUAGUGACAUCAGACCGUCUAUUGUUACAAAAUGCUCCUUCCACAAUGGGUUCAACACCGCCAUAGGAGCCUUCGGGACCAGUAGUCUAAACAUUAUGGACAACGUUGUGUUCGGAUCAAUUGGAAAUGGUAUUGUCACAAGCUCUGAUGACACAGUCCUUAAGCAUAAUCUAGUAUCUUUGAUGGUAGCUACAAACAGUUACCAGGACCGUUUUGAGGAAUUUUAUCCACGAUGGGAGGCUGGUAUUGAGGCAAUGUCAGCAAAGCGGCUUAUUCUUCAGGACAAUCUUGUUACGGCAUCAGAAAGAAUUGCUUACCAUAUAGCACCACUAGAAUGUGAUGACAAUACAGGGAACCACAGGAAUAAUAGAAUGUAUGCAAACAUACUCGGAGCUGUCGUGCUUCCAGAUGACCCAGUCCCUGCAGAUUGUGCCAAAUUAAGCGGGUUUAUUGCAUGGAAAAAUCAUGACUUUGGUAUCUAUUAUCAAUCAAAAGUUAAUUUUGUCAGUGAAAAUAAUUUAUUGAUUGAAAAUUCCAAUGGUUUAUUAGCGAUUGUCAACGGUCCAGCUAUUUUAAGUCAUGUUUAUGCCGAUAAACGUGUUGAAAUAAAAAAAACAACAUUUGUUGGACAGACAUCAUCGUUUGAUUGUGCAAAUGAUAGGUUACCGUCACCUGACAACAAUACAGUGCUAUCUGCAAACUCUCGUCCAAGUUCUCCUCCCAAUGGUGACAUGGUUGGGCUUGUUUUUCCAAACUAUAUUUCAGAGUCAAAUAAAGCUCCUCUAAAACCAUUUAAGGGCCUAAUGAGUUACAACGCAAUCGGUGGUUUGACCACUAUUUCUGAUGUCACCUUUGCGAAGUAUGGACAGACUGCUUGUAAAAAUAACUAUGCUGUGACAACAAAUGAGGCAAACGAUGAUUUACAACACCCAAUGACAUCAGAAAGGACAACUUUGAUAGAUGUGGACAGUAGCCACAAAAUCAUUUAUCACAGACCAAAUGUAGGAAAGAUUAAUUCUGCCGAUUGUGUCGACAUGGACUGUGAUGCUUUAAAGAAGGCUAUGUAUAAGGAUUUGGAUGGAACAUUCUUGGGCCAUGUUGGAACAGUCAUCCCGCAGUCAGAAUAUGAAUGGGGUGGUGAUCCGAGACGAGGUCUUGGCGAUUAUAGGAUACCAAAAGAAAUGGUGACCACUGUUGAUGGUACCAGAAUUCCAUAUAAUGAUAUUGCUCCAUAUAAAGGUAUUAUCCGUAGUGAAAAUUGCAAAUAUGUAUCUAACUGGCAAGCAUACGAAUGUUUUGACGAUAUGAAUUACGAGAUGCUUGUGAUAGAAAGCAUGGACUCAGAUACAGAAACUCGACGACUCUCACCAGUUGCCAUUUUAGGUGAUGGAUACAUUGAUCUAAUUAAUGGGCCCCAGGACCACGGGUUGUGCAGCGAAUACACCUGUAGGAAGAGGGUUUCGACUUUCCACGCACUUGUUGCAACAGACCACGAAUAUCUGAUGCAUUUUACAAGCAUAAUACCUAAACACAUGCGAUACAGACUUUUGAACGUAAAUGCGAAUGAGGGAAUUAAACUUACUGUAUGGUGUUCAAGACCAAACAGAUUGGAUGUGUUUGUGAAUGGACAGUUCAAGACUGCAACUAAUGUGCGGAUUGAUAGCAACAAUAGAUACAUCACCUCUAUGCCACAAGGCAAUGAAUAUGAUCCUCAGAUUGCCGACGGAACAGGAACAAACUAUUUUGAUAAACAUCGCAAGAAGAUCAAAUUUAUAAUAAUGGGCCCGGAACAGAUUGACAUCAUAUCUCCUGACACUAUCAUCAUGUCAAUUAGUCUGCCUACAUUAACAGUUGAUGAUUUCAAUGGCGAUAAUUUGGUUGAAAAUUUGGCGGCUCUCUUGAAUAUUCCACCCACGAAAGUCAUUAUUUUGAACUUUGUCAGUGAUGGUAGUGGUGGAACUACUGUCGAAGUUGAAAUAGGAGAUGAACCUGCUUCAGAUUUACAUUCAACCGUAGCAGACCACAUUGAUCACUCGUCGUUGCUUAAACUAGCUGUUAAUAUUGUCAAUGAAUGUCAAGCUGGAAAUGUAUCGCAGACAUUAAACAUCACUGGAAAAUGCAAGACGGUCGAAUAUCCAUCAACUGAUCUAGAUGUGGCUUCAAUAAAAUACGUCUUACCUACUCCCCACCAUCUUUUCUUCCAUACUAAGCCUGUGGCCGACUAUGAAGGAAUUCUCCUUAUUACGCAACCGAAAGUACGAGUAGCUGAUAUUUCCAACAAUGUAGUGACAGAACUUGGAAUAGCUGAAUAUCCAUGGCAAAUGAUGGUAAGUGUUCGUCAGGGCACUGGACAUCCGUCUAACAUUCUCUCGGGCAUCCUUGAAGUAACUUGCUCCGAUGGCUGGUUCAACUUCUCUGACCUUGCUUUCUCUCACACAGGGAUUGGUUAUAUACUCGACUUCAACAUCACAUAUCCACCUCAGUCUGAGAACUUUGUCCUAGCAACGGAACCAUUUAACAUUGGUGGACGAGGUUUGGAGAUUAACCUCUAUGAGGCAACAAGUGGUGAUAUUACUACAGAUAGCCAGUUUUCCAUAAUCCUUGAUCUACAUGACUCUGAAACUUCUGAGACCAUCACUGAUAUCAGCUGGAGGAAUCAUACCUGGACAGCCAGUGUGUCAAUGAUAUCACCUUCCAAUUACUCAACUUUAGGUGGCACAACCACCAUAUCAUUUGACCCAAAUACAGGACGUGUGAUGUUUCCGGACCUUUUGUUUACCGGCUUUGGGACAUUUUGUUUGCAAUUCAGGGUUGUGUCUGAUCCCCCUGACUUCAACAUGACCAUGAAUCACAAAAUAAUUAUAAAGCACCCAAAACAUAUUGACAUGAUUGUUGAAGAAACAUACAAAGUGAUGGUGAAGUUCAAUGUAGAUUUUAAUGAAGUGCUACCAGAUGUGGACAAGCAUGAUGCGUUUGAGCAGAUGAUUCUGACAAAUUAUGCAAAUAUGUUGCCAGACGUACUAUUUUCUAACGCAUCUAUAUAUGAAGGCAGUAUUGUGGUGAAUUUUACGAUGUCCGGAUUAUCAGCCGACUUAAAUUCUACAGUCUACAGUCUUUGUGAGAUCAUUUACAAUGAAAUGUCAUAUGAAUUCUACAAUUACUCACUUAAACUGUCCCCCUACAUGACCGUCAAAAAUGAGACAUAUGAAUUUGAAUUUUUCUGUGGCAAAUUCCCUGAUGACAAGGAGGAUGAAGGUGGAAUGGAAUUAUACGUGAAAGUUACCGUUGUUGUCGUACCGCUCCCUAUCGUGGGGGUGGCCUUAUUCCUUUUCAUCUGGAGAUGUAAGGUCAAACCUAAAACCCAAACUCAUGACGUGCAGUCGGUUACCCUGGGUACCCUGCAUAGUAAUGCUGAACAGUCGGUUACCCUGGGUACCCUGCAUAGUAAUGCUGAACAGAAUCUUGAACACUACCUGUUCUGUGAAGGUUCUUCCGCAGGUUUCAGUGGUUCUCGACCGCCUACUGCAACUGGUAUGAUUCCCUUGCUCGAGGAGAGACCGCUGUCAUCAUUCUCAGUGAGAGUCAGUACGCCGGAUCCAAUGCAAAAGGGGACAGUCAAUGAUGGCUCUAUGGAGGAUGACAAUAACAUUUCACCACUACCUCCGUCUUGUGAAACCCCUGUGAUGUAUCUAAGGAGCCCGAGUCCAAAUUCGUCACUAGGAAGAGAAAGCCCACUUCCGCCUGUUGGCAGUGAUUACACCACAAUUAAUGUCACCUACGCCCCAUUGGCAGCUACCAAGCCGGAAACUAAGCCAAAGGAAAAGAUCGAGUGAACUAAUUGGAGGAUUUCCUAUGUAUAAAUAAUGAUAUGUGCUACUUGAAAAUAACAUGACAUGUAACAGUUGCCACGCUUAAAGGCAAUAGGAGACACUAAAAUAUGGACAAAUUUCGUCUAGACUGGAAUAUCAUGUUAAGAUUUCCAUUUUAUUUUACUUUAUUUUGGUUUUUACUUUACUAGAUAUCAACGGGGAAUACAUAUGACUAGAAACUAUGAGAAAAAAUGUUAAUAAAUAUUUCUGAUAAAUGAUUUACGAAUAGAACUUGAAAAUGUAAGAAGUUUAUGAUUUUUUUUUGUUAUUU